Messenger RNA from Wasmannia auropunctata (little fire ant), 591 nucleotides. Its product is annotated as short coiled-coil protein B-like. Gene Ontology annotation, cellular component: trans-Golgi network. The record is from RefSeq and is a predicted model, not a curated record. The transcript has 4 exons. NCBI's taxonomy places the organism in Eukaryota, Metazoa, Arthropoda, Insecta, Hymenoptera, Formicidae. Bases 1 to 351 code for a protein of 116 amino acids.
AUGUUAUACAAGAAGAAAAGAACAAGCAGUGAUAAAAGCCGAAGCCAAUCAGAACAUUCAGGACAAGAAGUUGCAUUUAGCUAUAGUCCUAGAUCAGAGAGAAAAUUUAUAUUUAUUGUAGGCUUAGAUCCAGACAUUAGUCCAGACGAACAAGAAGAAAAAGCUAGAUUGAUUGCACAGGUUCUCGAACUGCAAAAUACUUUAGAUGAUCUGUCACAGAGAGUGGACAGUGUGAAGGAGGAGAAUCUCAAGCUAAGAAGUGAGAAUCAGGUUCUGAGUCAAUAUAUUGAGAAUUUAAUGUCGGCAUCAAGCGUAUUUCAGUCGACAAGUCCCAACACCAAAAAGAAGUGAACCUCAUCAUAUUAAUUAAAUUAAUUACACAAUUUAUGAAUAAGUUACAGUGAUUUUGAAGUGAUUGUGAUUGUUUUGAGUGUUUUAGAAAGUAUGCGCAUUUAAUUACAAUUUACAUUUAGGAAAAAAUAUCUCAAUAUUUUCUAAAAAUUUCAGUACUUGGUGCUUAAUUUGCCUUUAUUAGCUUAUAUAUACUUUCUACGAGAAAAAAAUAUUUGUGUGUGUGUGUGCGUGUGUGUG